Molecule: messenger RNA, 758 nt
Organism: Cryptomeria japonica (Japanese cedar)
Lineage: Eukaryota; Viridiplantae; Streptophyta; Pinopsida; Cupressales; Cupressaceae
Exons: 4
Coding region: 84-599 (171 amino acids)
Molecular function (GO): calcium ion binding
Source: RefSeq, a predicted model, not a curated record
CAGAGCUCAUUCUAAUAAAUGUUGUGAUUGUUCAGCAGGUACCGUUGUCAAUUCAUAAUAGGCAGAUCAAUAGAGAAUAGAGAAUGGGGAAUGCACACAACAUUGCCAAAGGGCCUCGUUCACCAAGAGAAAGAGUGAGGCAGAUCACAGACCAGAUAUUUGACAAAGUUACAGAAGGCAAAGAAUCUGCAAAUGUCAAUGAUGUCUACACAGGCAUUCUUCUCGCAUUUAAUGAUAUCAAUAGAAUGAUGCCUGGUCCUCAUCUUGAUCCACCUUCAAAGCAAGAUGUAGAGAAAUUUGACAAGGACAAAAAUGGGCAUGUAGACAAAGAGGAAUUCGCUUUAUUUGUGGAGAAGUUCACUUUUGAUCUGAUAAAUGAAAUAAGCAAGAGUAUAACUGUGAGUGCAUUAGGAGGGCCUGCUGUGAUAAUAGUGGGUGCCCCAGUGAUGGCAGGGAUGGCAAAGUCCUCUUCUGAAAAAGUACCAGUCAUUGGGAAAUUGCUGAGCAAGUUACCUGAUUCGAUGUUUGCUUCAACCAUUACAGUUGUUGCCAUGCUUUUGCUUCAAUCCACUUCUCGCCCUAAACUAAGCAAGGGAUAACCCGGCAUGACCUCUACUUAUAUGCAAGAAAAAUCAUUUUUACUCUGUUGUAGUUGUAUAUGAAUUCUAUGCAGUGUUUACCACCACAAUCUUAAAUAUUUAUUUCUCAUAAAUUAUGAUUUGCUAUACAAUAAAAAAAGAAAAUUUGUAUUUUCGGUC